AUCGGCGGUGGUCGGGGCGGCGCAGCCGGCAGGACCGUUCUUGUUGAGCCGUACUGCGCAUACCGGCCACUUGGAGCGGACCUCCGACAGCGAAGUGGUGCAGUCUUGUUUGCACUUUGAGCGUAGCGUGUCGCUGUGCUGCGUUGCAUCGGGUACCUGGAGCAGCCCUUCAUCAUGGCCAUGCUAUUCGAAGUGGAACACGGAAGGCAGUGGUAUAGAUAUGAUGACCCUGUGCAGCAGUGCUUCAUGAAGGCCAUUGAAGACGGUGAGGACAAGGUAGAGCUAAAGUCGGACUCUGCGGACCUGACCAUCGACCUUGUGAACAUGACGCAGGCCAGCUCAGCUGCCAAGCGAGCGGCCAGGAUCCGCUGUGUGAAGAAUGCCGGUUCAGACAGCUACAGUUGGAGUGGAAAAGAAAAGAGGACCGAAAAGUACUUGCCUAUGUCACACGUGCAGGCACUAGAGGAAGCUUUUGCCAAGAAAAGGGCGAAGGUCUCUCGCACGCCCGUGACAUUUGAUCUAAAGAACAUGAAGAUGAAGAAGAAAGGUUGUGACGACAUCGACUUACAACGGGUGAGCUGCGAGGGAAAGCCGUACGACGCCAAGCACAAACCCGUCUCUGGACUCAAGCCUGCCGCCUCAGCUAAUGGCGGCAACACCACACCCGCCGGCAAAGACGAUGGCUCGGCGAAGAAGGACUCUGCGCCGGCCGCGAAGGGGAAAAGGAAGGUGGACGCGGACAGCGAUGCGGCCGCCUCUUCGGCCGGUGACUCCGGCUCCGAAAUGAAGACGGUCCUCCUCAAGGGGCGCGCCCCGGUGGACAGCCAGUGCCCGGUAGCGGCGCGCUUCCAUGUCUACUGCGAGGGUGAUGAUAUCUGGGACUGCAUGCUCAACCAGACCAACAUCCAGAGCAACAACAACAAGUACUACCUCAUCCAGCUGCUGGAAAGCGACGACGGCCAUAGCUUCUCCGUGUGGAUGCGCUGGGGGCGAGUGGGCUACGGGGGACAAAACAGCCUGACCGAAGCCCAUGGCAACUUGGAUUCUGCGAAAAGCGUCUUCACUUGGAAGUUUCAGGAGAAGACAAGAAACGCAUGGUGCAACAGACAUGCUUUCAAAAAGGUACCCGGGAAAUAUGACUUGCUGAAGAUGGACUAUGGCGAGGAUGAGCCCGACGCCAAGAAGAUUAGAACAGAGGCCGCGAAAGCGAAGAAGGAGAUUGAACCCUGCAAGCUUGAAAAGCGUGUACAAGACCUGAUCGAGUUGAUAUGCAAUGUUAAAGUAAUGGAGGACGCUGUCGUGGAGAUGCAGUAUGAUGCCAAGAAAGCACCCUUGGGCAAGCUGACCGAGGAUCAGAUCAAGGCCGGCUACGAGGCGCUGAAGCGGAUUGACGAGCUCAUCAGCGCCAAGAAGACAGGCGCCGAGCUGGAGAAGGCGUGCAGUGCCUUCUAUACCCGCAUCCCGCACAACUUCGGGAUGCGUCCGCCGACGCUGAUCCGCACGGCGGAAGAGGUGCGACUGAAGCUGGACCUGCUUGAGGCGCUGGGAGACAUCCAGCUGGCGCUGAAGCUGAUGAGCGAAGAGGAAGAGAGCGGCACGCGCAGCCAUCCGGCCGACAACCACUACCGCGCGCUCGACUGCGAGAUCACCCACCUGGCGCCCAGCCACCCGCACCGCAAGCUGAUCAGCAAGUACUUGGCCACCACGCACGGCGCGACGCACUGCCACUACAAGCUGAAGUUACUGGACGUGUACGCGGUGAACAAGCCGUCGGAGGGGCCGCGCUUCCGCGACGUGGGCCAUCGCAUGCUGCUCUGGCACGGCAGCCGCAUGUCCAACUGGGCCGGCAUCCUGGGCGCCGGCCUCAAGAUCGCGCCGCCCGAGGCGCCCUCCACCGGCUACAUGUUCGGAAAGGGUAUUUACUUCGCGGACAUGGCUAGCAAGUCGGCAAACUACUGCCGAACGACGCGUCAAAACAAUCGUGGCAUUCUUCUCCUCAGUGAGGUCUCCUUGGGCAAGUGUAACGAGAAAGUGCAGGCGGACUACAGAGGCGACAAGCUGCCGGCCGGCAAGCACUCUGUCAAGGGACUGGGGACGGAAGCGCCUGCGCCCAAAACAUUCGUCACAAUGGAGGACGGGGUGGUGGUGCCGAUUGGACCGGCGCGGCCGGUGCCCGGCAACAACUGCCUGCAGUACAACGAGUACAUCGUGUACAACGUGGCGCAGGUGCGCAUGCGGUACGUUCUGCUGGUACAGUUCGAAUAUUAGCGAGCGGGCGGCCUGCGCCGCGCGCCACACACCGCUCGCCCCAGCAUUGUGCCGCGGCACGCGCAGCGGCGCGGAGAUCAGGGCUGGCAGCGGACUGACGUCUCGCCUUUAACGCACCGUAGUGGCAGUGUUGUGCAGUGCGGGUGGCGCAGGGAAGCGGGCCACGCUUAGCUGUGGAAUUGCGGUGUUUUCACGCUUGAAUCAACUGUAGCACUGUUGUGAUAGGAGGCGUAUUGUUUGCAUUUCGUGCAUUUUGCUCCUAGUGAUUUUGAUCGCUAUUGUCCCGGUCAUUCGGCGCCGGCUGGGCCGACCUGGUGAAGAAGUGUAACGUGUCUGAUCGUGGUUACCAUCAUAUGAGUAUUGUCCCGUCACAAAGCCCAUGAUGAACACAUUCUGCUCUAUCCAACUCUGCUCGCGUGCGGCCUGAUAGACGUGUUUGGUAGACGCCUUAAUAGACGCGUCGAUUAGACGCCUUGGCUCUA
Messenger RNA from Pollicipes pollicipes, 2750 nucleotides. RefSeq names its product poly [ADP-ribose] polymerase 2. Gene Ontology annotation, biological process: double-strand break repair; protein poly-ADP-ribosylation. Gene Ontology annotation, molecular function: NAD+ poly-ADP-ribosyltransferase activity. Gene Ontology annotation, cellular component: nucleolus. The record is from RefSeq and is a predicted model, not a curated record. The transcript has 13 exons. Bases 175 to 2268 code for a protein of 697 amino acids. Lineage: Eukaryota; Metazoa; Arthropoda; Thecostraca; Pollicipedomorpha; Pollicipedidae.